Grus americana (Whooping crane) is the source of this 1136-nucleotide messenger RNA. RefSeq names its product small nuclear ribonucleoprotein D1 polypeptide (gene SNRPD1). Gene Ontology annotation, cellular component: U2 snRNP; precatalytic spliceosome; SMN-Sm protein complex. The transcript has 4 exons. Gene Ontology annotation, molecular function: RNA binding. Gene Ontology annotation, biological process: RNA processing; spliceosomal snRNP assembly. Bases 207 to 566 code for a protein of 119 amino acids. NCBI's taxonomy places the organism in Eukaryota, Metazoa, Chordata, Aves, Gruiformes, Gruidae. The record is from RefSeq and is a predicted model, not a curated record.
GCGCGCGGCGGCGCUUCCGGCCAUUCAUUGCUGUUGAAGGCGGGUGCUUCCUGGCGCCAGAGGCGGCGCGGCCUGCUCGGAGGAGGCCUCUGCACCGCCCGCGCCUCGGGGCCUUCCCGCCGAGGGGCUCUCCUCUCCUCUCCCCGCGGCGCGGCCGCCGCUCCCUACCGAAGGCCGCCGGGCCGCAGCGCCGGCCUCCCGCCGCCAUGAAGCUCGUCAGGUUUCUAAUGAAGCUGAGCCAUGAGACUGUGACUAUUGAACUGAAGAAUGGGACGCAGGUGCACGGAACUAUCACAGGAGUGGAUGUCAGUAUGAAUACGCAUCUCAAAGCAGUGAAAAUGACACUCAAGAACAGAGAACCCGUACAGCUGGAGACACUGAGUAUUCGAGGGAAUAACAUCCGAUACUUCAUUCUACCGGACAGUUUGCCUCUGGAUACUUUGCUAGUGGAUGUUGAACCAAAAGUCAAAUCCAAGAAAAGAGAAGCAGUUGCCGGAAGAGGCCGUGGCAGAGGCCGUGGCAGAGGCCGAGGUCGUGGAAGAGGAAGAGGGGGCCCAAGACGGUAACUUCUCAUCAUGCAACUGCUUCCAAAUUCUGGGCAAUUUCGGAUAUUUUUUUGUACAGGUCUUGUUUAUGGUAUCCAUUUUUAAUAAACUGAAAUGUGAAAAAGUUGUCUUUCCUUUGUUGGCGCAGUCUGGGGAGGGAGGCACGUCCUAUCUCUAGAGGCUGUUGCAGACUAAACCUGUCUUGGUGUUGGUUGUUGUUGUCAAGGUUUUGCCCACCCCUGAAGGCCGUACAAUUAAUUACCUCUUGCUUUUUGCCCCAGAGUGAGACUUGUGUUGGUGUGCUUUAACUAUGUUUGUUUGAAACGAAUUCCUCUUGUAUAAGGGACUUGCCCUCUUCUAAUGGUUACGUAGUUAAGAUGCUAUAUUAAGAACCCACAUCCCAUGAGCGUGUCUCUAAUGUUGUUCUGCAGAGUGACGUCUUUAAAGUUCAUAGAUAGAAUUUUGCUGUUUUCUAUUACAUGAAGCUUACAAUUUAAACAUGUUGCUUGCUUUAUACAAGUUCACCUAGGGAAAUUAACCAGUUCUGUGGAACUGCUGGAUUGUUACAUAUGAUUAAAGUAUACCUGGCUA